Messenger RNA from Phyllostomus hastatus (greater spear-nosed bat), 6885 nucleotides. It is a transcript of the gene PKDREJ, whose product is annotated as polycystin family receptor for egg jelly. The coding region runs from base 1 to 6885 and encodes 2294 amino acids. Gene Ontology annotation, cellular component: membrane. The record is from RefSeq and is a predicted model, not a curated record. NCBI's taxonomy places the organism in Eukaryota, Metazoa, Chordata, Mammalia, Chiroptera, Phyllostomidae. Gene Ontology annotation, molecular function: calcium ion binding; calcium channel activity; protein binding. The transcript has a single exon. Gene Ontology annotation, biological process: detection of mechanical stimulus.
AUGUGGCCCCGGCUUCUCCUGCUCCUGGGCCUGGACCUGGGCCUCCGCAGCCUCUCUCUGCCCCUGGCUCCUCGCAGUGCCGGGGCCAUCGUCUCCGCCCCUGUCUCUCCGGCAGGCGCCGGGGCCCACCGCUCUCCACCUGAGGCCCGACCCCGAGACCCGCCUAGGGGGAAGGCGGUCGCGCUGCGCUCAGCCGGGGGUGCCCGGGGUCUCAGUUGGCUAAGCGGCCGCACUCGCCUCAGCCUGCGACGACGUGUGGCUCUGGGCCGUGGCGUCAUCCUGGGCGGUGGUCCGGGCAUCUGCUUCUCCCACAGGUCCUCGCGGUGGGCACAGCGGCCCUGCUUCCACGUGCACGUCCUGCUGCGCGCACCUCGUGCACGCCGCGCCACGCCCACCCAUGCAGACCUGCACGUGUCUGCGCCCCGAGGUCGGCUGUCCCUACAGCGGCUUGUCCGGCUGCAGCGCUCACUUGGGCCUCCGGAAUGGACCUUUCACCCCGGGGCGGUCAGCCCCACCGACGACUCGUCCGCCUCUGGCUUGUCCCCCAGAUCCACUCCACCUGGUGGCCGUCUCCCCUCCCCGGGCUUCGUGGCCCAAACGGAGUGUCCUACAGAUGGGCUCAGGCCUGUUGUUUCAGAAGGUGUCACCUCGGACAAUCCCCAAGCGGUGGAGUCUUCCGUGUCCUGUCUGGUAGCCAGACAGGAUCUUUGCGUUAUCAGAAAGGUCGAGAUCGACAGGAGUUCAUCCAAUUUUACCCUGGUGUUCACCAAGAAGAUGAGAAUUUUCGUCGUCGCCAACAUCGUUUAUGACUGCCCGUCAGCUCAGUUCAAGGAGGUGGAUUGGAAGGUGUUCUCCGUGCCGUUGAUGUGGGGUCAGCCGAACUGGUCCGACCCUCUGCCGGUGCUGAAGUUCGUGUCCAGGCAAGGGCUGGCCGUGGAAAUCCCGAAGAACACACUUCCCCCGGGGGUGUACGUGCUCCGGGUCUAUCUGAAGCUGGUGGGGCCCACCGGAGAGGUGCUCGAGGACUCAGACUUCGUCUACUUGGUCAUGGCGAGAAGCCCCCUGCAGGCGGUUCUCCUCGGGGACACCAACAUCAGGAUCCAGUUCACGGAGGAGCUGGUUCUGGACGGGUCGGUGUCGGUGGAUCCGGACGCGGACGAUCCGCUGCAGGAUGUCCAGUUCUCUUGGUACUGCACCACGAACCCGACAGACUACCAGGGAGUGCAGAUAGACAUGCGGAGCCGGGCGGUGUGUCUGCCGGAGCUGGGCAGCCUGAGGUGGGAGGGGGCCUCCGGUACGGUGCUGAGGCUGCCGCCGCGGACGCUCAAAGGCAGCCGCGUGUACUUCUUCAGAAUGGUGAUACACAAGAGAGGCUCGUCGGCCUUUUCCAACAAACGGGUGCAGGUGCUCCCAGGGCCGACACCCGUGGCCAAAAUCGUGUGCACGGAAAACUGCAGUCCCGUCUUGGUGAUAUCAGACAGGUUCUCGUUGUUUGUCAAGUGCACCAACUGUAUGGGAGGCCGUGACCUCUACAGCUGGUCCAUUCUGUCCCUGUCGGGGGGUGAGGUGGUGUUCGACUGGGCGGGACAAACUUCCACAGGCAGGAAUAGCGAUUAUUUGUCCGUGAAAGCUUUCGCUUUCAGAGACUUUGCGGAAGCCAAGUUUUCGCUUUCUGUGCUACUGGAGGCAUGGAGCGGCAUCAGCGUGAUGUUCAAGUACCCCUUCGUCAUCAACCACGCGCCUAAAACCGGGGAUUGCAAGGUGAACCCCGCCAGCGGGAUUGCAUUUUACACCGAGUUCGUCAUCCAGUGCAGUGAUUUUAGGGACCAGAACACCCCGUUCACAUACAAAAUGAUCGUGUCCGAUCUGCACGGUUUUGGUGAGAUCAGCUCUUUGAAGGAGAACACCCUGGGGCCCAUCCUGUACCUGGGCCCCGCGCCCACGUCACCCCGGUCCUUCCUGCCCGUCGGCGAGCAGCUCAGCCAUCACGCCGUGAAGAUCCUCGUCCAGGUGUACGACUCCCUGGGAGCGUUCUCUCAGGUGACCGUGUACGCCACCGUCCAAGCUCCCACCGACGCGUACGCGCCACAGACGGUGAUGCAGCGCCUGCUCAAUUACACCACGGGGCCGGGCUCCGUCCUGUUCACUUUGCUGCGGGGGCAGGGCUUCCUGCCCGCGGGCUACCUGAUGUACAUAGCCGCCUCCGUGUUGAACAGCAUGAGAACGGAGGCCUCCCUGCGCGCAGACAAAGAGGGGCUCCGGGAGCACCUGCUCAAUGUGUCCUUCACUCUCCCCGUGGGCACGCUGGUGGAGGUCGGCCAGCUCAUCACGGCCGUCGCGAGGCUGACCCAGAAGACGUCGGAAUGCACCAGCGUCACGAAGAAAAAUGCCACGGCGAGGAUCUGGCAAGCCACCCAAGCCCUGCGAGAGCACCAGCGGAACAACAAGAACUUCCACGCCGAACAGAUAGAAACCGUGAGCACCGGGAUACUCACCAGCUUGUCCCACGUCCUGAAAAUGACCACUCGCUACGAAGUGUUCACUGACCCUUUCUACGUGAUGCAGUCUCUGGCAGACACGGUCCUGGUCGGCAUGGUGCCGGGCAAUGACACCGUCUCGAUGAAGACCUCGAACUUCAACGUGUACAUCAGGAAAACGGAAAAGUGGCUGGCCACCUACGUCUUGGGAGACGAAGAGCACGGCCGGAACUGGCUCCGCGCCACGCUCAAUGAGAGCAGCGCCCCCGGUCUGUCCACAAACGCGCCCAUUUCUGCGACGUUUUGUGAGUUUGCAGACCACCCCUUUCCCUGGAUGGACGACCAGGACAGCCUUUCCGCAGACGUGGUUGGCUUCAGGAUGACAGGCGGCACGGCGGCCGGAGACGUGCUGGAGCUCACGCCGGAGGUGGUGGACGUGUACCUAGGCAGAAGGAACUUGAGCUCUGCGGCCUUCAACCUCACGGUGGGCCCCGACGACGAGCCGGGCGCGGGGGACGAGGCCUCGAGGAAAACGACGGGGGCGUUCCGUUUCACCCUGGACAGCGGAGACACGAAGGAGCUGCUGGUACACAUCGUGACAGAAGUCACCGUGCUGUUCACCGUGUCCGUGUACGCCGGCAACCGGGUCUCCCCUGAGGCUCUGGUCGCCACCUUCCUGGUGCCCCACGACAUCCCUCCGGUGGCCAACCACAGCGGCCUGUUCGACCCGACCUGCGCGGUGAAGAUGGCCCGCGUGGUCUGCCUGCCGCCGUCCCUGCUGCAGGCCGCCGCUCAGCGGGGCCGCUCCCCCGAGGGCUCCGUCGUCGUGGCUGUGCAGGCGGCCCACUUUGUCACGGAGCCCACCGACAAGCUGGUGAGAGUCUCGCUUUUCAGCGCCUACUGCCUGGACAUGCUCGGGAUACAGAGCGACUGGCGAGAGGACGCCUGUGUCCUCGGGGAGAAGACCGUCUGGGACAGGGUGCACUGCAUCUGCAGGGCCGCGAGGAGGGCCCGGCGGCAGCUGGACGCCGGAAACCUGGCCAACGUCCGCCUGCACUUCCGCUACUUCACGGCCAAGGUGCUCGUGGUCCCCAACCCCGUGGACCUGCGGUUGGAGGUCAUCAAGAGCAUCAGCAGAAACCCCGUGGCCCUGUUCACGGUCCUCUUCAUCGUGUGCGUGUACGUGGCCCUGGCCUUCUGGGCGCUGCACAGGGACGAGAUCGACAAGUUCCUCCGGGACCACGUGAUAGUCCUGCCUGAUAACGACCCCUAUGACGACGUCUGCUACCUCGUCACCAUUUUCACCGGAAGCCGCUGCGGGGCGGGGACCAGGGCCGACGUCUUCGUCCAGCUCAGGGGAACAGUGGGCGCCAGCGACGUGCACUGUUUGAGCCACCCCCACUUUAAAGCCCUCUACCGCGGGAGCAUCAACACCUUCCUGCUGACGACGAGGAGCGACCUGGGCGACAUCCGGAACAUCCGCGUGUGGCACAACAAUGAGGGCAGAGCCCCCAGCUGGUACCUGAGCCGAAUCAAGGUGGAGAAUCUGUUCAGCAGACACAUCUGGCUGUUCAUGUGUCGGGCGUGGCUUUCUAUCGACACCUCUGUGGACAGGACGUUUGAGGUCGCCGAUCCCAACGUGCCCCUGAAGAGGGUGGACUUCUGCCUCAUAGACAUGACCAAGGAGGCGGAGAAAGCGCACAUGUGGUUCUCCGUCUUCACCGGCAUCGUCAGCAAGGGCUUCAGCCGGCUCGAGAGGCUGUCCUGCUGCCUGGCCAUGCUGCUGGCCUCGCUGCUGUGCAACAUCAUGUUCUUCAACCUCAACGAGGAGGAGGAGGAGGGGGCGGGGCCCCAGGGCGGCCACUACCUGCGGUCCAUGGUCAUCGGGCUGGAGAGCGCCGUGAUCACGCUCCCGGUGCAGGUGGCCAUCACCGGCCUGUUCACCUGUUCCCAUAGGCAGCCCCAGGUGAGCCUGGAGGAGGUGUCUCCUCGGAAGCCUCCCGUGACGGCGGCAGGGGCCGGGCACUGGGAGGACCGUCUGAAAAAGUGGCACGCGCGGGAGACCGAGGAGCAGCCGCCCUCCCCUGGGAGCAGUCGCGGCCUCGGGAAGUCUUCGGGCGAGGCGACCUCGAAAGUGAGGCGCCCGUGGAAGAAGGCGGAAGGCAAGGCCUCACUCCAGCCCAGGACGAACGCCAACAACAGCAACAAGAACGUCAACGACAACAACAAGAAUGUCAACGACAACAACAAGAACGUCAACAACAGCAACAAGAACGUCAACGACGGUCCGGGGGUACCCGCGGAACAGCCGCCUUCCCCAGAGGACUCCCCGCCCCCCGCCACCAAGCCCAGGGUGGAGCUGCCCGGAUGGUGCGUUUUCGUGGCCUGGUGCCUGGUCUUCGCCACGUCGGGCGUGUCCUCCUUCUUCAUCGUGCUGUACGGGCUGACUUACGGCUACGAGCGGUCCAUAGAGUGGCUCUUCGCGUCGUUUUGCUCGUUCUGCCAGUCCAUUUUCCUGGUGCAGCCGCUCAAAAUCAUCUUCCUGUCGGGCCUCCGGUCGAACAGGCCCAAGUACUGUAAAAACCUCUCGUGGGUCAGCAACUACCGCUACACAGAGAUCCAGCUGCAGGACCCCCGGCGGGACCCGGCCAAAAUGCGGGAGCGACACCAGCGCGUCGUCGAACUCCGGGGCACGAGGAUGUACCAGCCCCUCACGGAGGACGAGAUCGGGAUAUUCAAAAGAAAGAAGAGAGCCAAGAGGGGCGCGUGGCUGCUGCUGGCUAGCACUCUGACCCACUUCAUCCUCCUCGCCCUCCUGCUGGGCCUCGCUGCCCUCCUCCGCCGCGCCGACAGCUUCUACUACAACCGGUUCAUCCGCCGCCAGUUCUCCGAGGGCCUCGCGACCGUGACCAAGCUGGAUGACGUCUAUCUGUGGCUCAGCAGCGUGACGUUGCCCUUGUUCCACAAUGACGGGAACCCGACGUUUCUUCCUGACAGCUCCUCUCAGAUCCUUGGCCUCCCACUGAUGAGGCAAGUGAGGGCCAAGCCGGCGGAAAAGGCCUGCCUGCCCGCCCACAGCCCGGUGCCAGACAGCCUCAAAAGGGAAAUUCACUGUCACCCCGCAUACGGCACCCACCCAGAAGACACGGCAAACUACACUCAGUUUUGGAAGAAGGUCAACAAGCGGACGACCGACAAGAACACCCAAGGGUUUACCUAUAAGCCUCCAGAAAGGAGGUGGGUGUAUUACUCCUACGGACUUCUUCAUACCUACGGGUCCGGGGGGUACGCGUUCUAUUUCUUCCCAGACCAGCAGCAGUUUAAUUCCACCCUGAGGCUCAAGGACCUGCAGAGCAGCCACUGGCUGGAUGAGAAGACGUGGGCUGUGAUUCUGGACCUGACCACCUUUAACCCGGACGUCAGCCUGGUCUGCAGCGUCUCGGUCGUGUUCGAGGUCUCUCCGUACGGCGUCGUGAACGCCAGCGUGUCUGUGUACUCCUUCUCCCCGGGCAGCUUCGGCGGGAAGCCGUCGGCAGAACUCGCCCUGUACGCGGCCAUCCUCGUGUGCUUCCUGGCCCACGUGGCGCACGUGGUGUACACCGUCUGGCAGGAGAGGGCCUCCUGCGUGACGCGCGCGGGCAACUGGCUCAGCCUCGCCCUGAGCUGCGCCUUCGCCGCGCUGAUCGUGCUGCUUCUCAGCAAGCACUUCCUGGCCGCCGGCGUCCUUCGGUCCUACUCGUCGAACUCCAGGGACUUCGUGCCCUUCCACGCCGUUUCUCAAGCGGACCACGCCAUGCGGAUCGCGUUGGGCUUCCUGCUGUUUCUGGCCAUUUUGAAGACGCUCAGGUACUGCAGGUUCUUUUACAGUGUGCGCCUGGCUCAGAGGGCCAUGCACACCGCCCUGCCCGCCAUCUUCCACGUGGCGCUCAUGCUGUCCCUGUGUUUCUUUGUGUACGUGGCUCUCGGGUGCCUGGUGUUUGGGCAGCACGAAUGGAACUACAGUCGCCUGCUCCACGCCACCCAGACGGUGCUCUCCUACUGCGUUUCAGCUUUUCAGAACAUAGACUUUUCCCAGAACAGGGUCCUCGGGGCCCUGUUCCUCUCCUCGUUUAUACUGCUGGUGAUCUGCCUGCUGAUCAACCUGUUUCGGGCCACGGUCCUGUCUGCCCACGAGGAGAUGGCACAGCCCGUGUACGAGGCCCCAUCGGACGAAGCGGAAGCAGUGGCCUACUUGUGCGGCAAACUCAGGAGGCUGCUCGGCUUCCUGUCCCUCCGACCCAAGGCCCCAGACAAGCCCACGUGCUUCAUGGACAUGCUCUAUGGGCGGCCGGAGAGGCAGAACCGGCGCUUCCUGGGGCUGAAGACCAGAAACAUGAACGAGAGGAAGGUGGUGUAUCUCGUGAUGUGA